This is a messenger RNA of Galendromus occidentalis (western predatory mite), 1046 nucleotides long. RefSeq lists its product as uncharacterized. Bases 40 to 969 code for a protein of 309 amino acids. The transcript has a single exon. Lineage: Eukaryota; Metazoa; Arthropoda; Arachnida; Mesostigmata; Phytoseiidae. The record is from RefSeq and is a predicted model, not a curated record.
CCGCCGAGUCCAUCUCUUGAAACAACCUCCCGAGUCAACAUGAAAGCUUUCGCUGCCUUCGCCUUCCUCGCCGCAGUGGUCGCCAUGACUUCUGCAGCGCCUGCCGCAGCGGUCGACAGCAAAUCCCUCGCAGCUCCCACCGUCCCACUCACCGCAGCCGCGCACCAGGAAUCUUCAUUUGACAAAGGUGGUCAGCAAGCCAGCUCGUCCUCUGGCCAAGGAGGCUUCGGAUACGACCACGGGGCACAAGCUGCCAAAACGUUCGGCAACAGAGAGUCGAGCGGCUCUAAGGAAAAUUUUGCGUUCUCCUCAAACAAAGCCUUCAACCAAGGCUCCGGGCAGUUUUCGCAUUCCGGCGGUUUCAACCACGGGGAUCAUCUCGCUAGUUUCGCUAAUCAGCAGCAAAGCCUCUCAGCUUUUCCGAUCCCCACCGUUCCCCUGGGGGCCCCCGCUUUCCCAGGAGUCCCCACCGGACUCCCAGGGGUUCCCGUCGGAGCGCCGAGCACAGCAUUGAGCUCCGCUCAGAUCGCUGGCGGCGUCUCUGGGGUUUCCGGAAGUGUAACUGGUGUUCCGAUUAGUGGCAUCCACUCGGGUCGAGGUUUUCCCCUCGGUGUCCCCAGCGUGGGUUACUCCAACGCUGGACUUCACGUCAAUGGCGGUGUCGUUCCGGGAUCCGUCGGCGUCGAAAUCUUUCCAGUGGGGGCUUCAAGCUCUGCUGGAUCCCUCCAAAAAGGGUCCGCUAGCUCUGGUUUCGCUCAAGGUCAAGGGUCGUGGAACUACAACCGAGGACAGUCAUCAGUGAAUUCAUCUGGGAACAAGGAAACAUUUUCGAACAAAGAGUCGUUCGGCCAGGAGUCUUCCGCUUCACACGCAGCGGGAGCAGGUCAAAACUCACAAGCUCAAAGCUCUCAAAGCGCUCAGCACGACAAAGGGCACCAAAGCGCUUCGAACACUCAAGUCGUUGGAUAGGGAGCCCCUCGACUUCGUACAAAACUGAGAUGGUCUGUGAUAUAGCUUAACAUGAGCCGUUCCGUUCUCACAUGAAU